Messenger RNA from Bursaphelenchus xylophilus (pine wood nematode), 1021 nucleotides. The record is from the annotation of a GenBank genome assembly. Lineage: Eukaryota; Metazoa; Nematoda; Chromadorea; Rhabditida; Aphelenchoididae.
AUGAAUCAAAAUUCUUCAGCUCAGAAUCUGAAGUAUGGUGAUGUCUGUAAGUAAUAAUACGUUCAGAUCUGAUAUAUAAUAUUCAAGUGAUAAGGCUUUUGAGGCAUGGUAAUUUCAAUGGCAAUCAUAAAAUGGCGGCUGCUAUAAGGGAGAAGAGUUCGAAUCGAUGGAAAAAUAACAUUGUUUAUUACUCUUUAUCAGAUCAAUAUGGCCAGGAUGAGUAUGAGAUCUCUGAAGUGUGACUAUAAUUGCAGGAAAGACCUCAUAAAGGACAUGAUGCAGUAUUUGGAAGAGCAAACUUGUUUUAAAUUCAUUGAGAAAUCAUCCCAAAGGGAUUACUUGGAUAUCCGAAAAGAGGAUGGAUGUUAUUCGUAUGUUGGAAGGGUUGGUAUGUGCUGUAACGUAUGGUAGUAACAUUAAGGAGGGCCUCAGCUGCUAUCUCUGUCUAAGGGAUGUUUCCGGCCUUACAUCAUCCAGCACGAACUUCUCCAUGCACUAGGUCUUGAACAUGAACAUCAGCGCCAUGAUCGCGAUAAAUACAUCAAAGUCAAUUAUAGAAAUGUUCAGAAAGGAAAGGAAGGUAAUUCAAACAAGUGGUACUGCUUAGUAAACCAUCAAUACAGAUAAUUUCGACAAGAUACCCUCUCAUUUGGUCGAGCUUUAUGGUCAGCCUUAUGAUUACAAUUCAAUUAUGCAUUACGACAGCCGAGCAUUCGGAAAAUUUGAUUGGAAUAGACAAAGAAAACUGGAAACAAUGUUGCCCUUGAAGGAACGGAUCACAAUUAACGAUAAUCAUCAGUUAUCGGAGUUAGACUUGGCAAAACUUCGGAUCUUAGGGAAAUGCCCGCAAAAUGAAAAUGAAUUAAAAUAUGCAGGCAGGAAGGGGAACGGCCAAAUUAAAGAAAAGGAUGAUGAAUGCAGAGAUGUGUCAUUAAGCUGCACUGAAAGACUAUGUCAUCUGGAACCUUACACGGACUUGAUGGGGCAUUAUUGUGUCAAAACAUGUAAAUUAUGCUCAUAA